Molecule: messenger RNA, 1875 nt
Organism: Cotesia congregata
Lineage: Eukaryota; Metazoa; Arthropoda; Insecta; Hymenoptera; Braconidae
Source: the annotation of a GenBank genome assembly
AUGAUAGCAAAAGUAACAGUAACUAUAACUUUUAUAUUUUUCGCGAUCUGUGGUGCGGAACCACUAGAAAAAUCAGAUAUUUACGACACUACUGCAGUGAACAGAUUCUUUCAAAGUUUGAUGGAAAAAGUAGAAAGAAAUACUUACCAAUUAGAGAUCAAGACCGAUGAUGACACUAAGAGCAGAAUUUUGAAAGAUAUUUUAUCGGAUGCAGUGGAAGCGCUGGAAGUAUUAAAUACGAUAUCUAGCGAUAUUCUUGAAGAGUAUUGGUUUCCCCAUUUCCGGAGGCUUUUGAAAAAUUUACAGGAGGCAGAAAUAAUGGAAGGAGAGGUCAGAAGAUCUUUCAUGCCACUAGUAAGUAGCAUGCAAGAGACUUGGGGAACAAUAGACGCGCAUGCUGAAUCGCUGAUUUCACUUCAUAAGAGUAAUGAUUCCGAUCAUUUGGCUGGUUUGUGUCCGUUGCUGUUUGGAGUGACAAGAUUUCUUGAAAUUGAUCAUCGGGCGCAGUCUAUUGCGAAGAUUUAUCAAAAUUUUAUUGACAAUGUUCUUCAAGAAUUUAGUUUGGAAAGUUCUUGGAAAUCUUGUGGUCAAAAAAGUUCAUUGCGGGAAGGUUUGUUCAAAUUUUUCCGUAAAGUUAUGACUUCAUACCUCAAAGAAUUCGUCUUGUAUUGGUUUGUAAAUGUUGCAAAUGCUCGAUGUAUGGACAGAAAUAGUCCUGGAAUGCUAGGCGAGUUAUUUGGUAUCUACGUGAAUAAAUUUGAUAAAAAUUUAAGAAUAACUAGAAAUACUAUUCACUUUUACCAAUUUAAUAAUAGAGAGUGGUAUUAUGAAUUAGAAAAAAUGAUCCAAACAAUAAUUGUCAAUGAAAAAGAUAUGAGUAUCCCAGAAUCUUGUAGUCACAAUUGUGAUCUCAGUCCAUUAAAAUAUCCAAUUAAUCAUAGUGACUGUAAAGAAUUCCGUGAUUGUCACUUAAUAAAAGGUCGUUUGGAAGUGUGUAAGACUUACGAAAAUUAUAACUCAAGACGCUACCAGUGGUUCAAAGAUUCUGAGGGAGUUGUUUAUGGUAAUCAAAGUCAACAAUGUUACCAGAAAGAAUCUUUAGGAAGCUAUUAUGAUGGAUGGAAAGUAAGAGAUUGUGACUACUGCAUGUGUACUUGUAUCAAGAAACAAGAGUCUGGAUACCAUGUUGUGACUGCUAUCAGCUUCAGGGAACAAGUAUCGAACACUGCAGAUAACAUGGUAGUUGUGGGUGUCAGAUUUGUUCGACAAGGAUACAUGAUCCACGUCCAAAUAAAAGAAGGUAGAUUAGGACUAACGAGAUUCAACAAAUACGAUCCUUGGAAGCCAGUAGAAGACAUUGGCUACGACGAAAGCACGCAGAAAUUUUUCCUCAUAAAUGGAAAUACUCCACUGCAACUUGGUCUCGAUUAUUGGCACCCAAAAACUAUGAAUCUUGACGACCUAGUUGCUCCUCUCGGGUAUGCUGUAACCGGCGUAAGAUUUGGGCUUGCUGAAGGUUCAAUUGAACUACAAAUACGAGUGUCGCCCAUGGAUUUUAUAAACGGAAGAAUUUUAGAUGAUGAUGACUGGACUUAUUGGAUAUCUCCCGAACAUAAAGAUCAGAGGACCGAGCUGAUCUUAAGCGAACCAGAUCUUCCGACUAAGUCAACCAAAAAUCUAGUUGAUUCAUCAAAAGGACAGUUUGUCGAGUUCCAAAGAUCUGAUUUAAAGAAAGAUGCUGGGCAAUCAACCGUCCCGUUUUUUGAUGCUAUGGAGGUAGAGGGUGCUCCAGGGUUUCCGGUAGGAGGCGUUGGAAUUGUCCAUCGAGGCAAAAAGGGAUUUGGGGGCCAUCUACCGACAAUACUUACCAAAUAA